Molecule: messenger RNA, 1766 nt
Organism: Chenopodium quinoa (quinoa)
Lineage: Eukaryota; Viridiplantae; Streptophyta; Magnoliopsida; Caryophyllales; Amaranthaceae
Product: WAT1-related protein At2g39510-like
Exons: 7
Coding region: 489-1592 (367 amino acids)
Cellular component (GO): plasma membrane
Molecular function (GO): transmembrane transporter activity
Source: RefSeq, a predicted model, not a curated record
UGUGGGUAAGCAAUAUACGGUAUGUGCACAUAUGAAAAUAAUUAAUGUGUUAGUGGGAUGACUCAAUUCCCUUUAUAAAUUGAUCAAGUUCAAUGAUUUUAUUAACUUCAUUAUCUCUUUUUUUUAUUUAAUAUGUCAAAUUUCUAGCUCAUAAUUCCACUAAGUCAUCAUUUUCUCUUAUUUUUCAUUUACAACGUUUUAUCAACCAAAAAAACAAAAAACACAAACAAUAAAAUAAAAUGGUGGGAACUUGAUUAGUAAUUAGUUAAUUAUAUACUCUUCAAUUAAUUAAAUUAGUGGAAUCCCUAGGAUUCGAAAACUCGAAGCCGUGUUAUAUUUUUCUUAGAACUUCAUAUUUUCAUGCACCCAAACUUUAUAGUUCCUAUAUUAUAAAUAGGUGCAUAUUUUGCAUGGCUUACUGCCAUUUACCAACUAGUUGAAAUCACUAAGGAGAGAAAAGGAAAUAAAAAGAUAGUGAUUUCACAACAAUGGCAUCUAUGGCAAAGGUUUGGAGUCGAGCUAGACCGUACGUGGCCGUCAUCUUUAUGCAAUUCGGGAUCGCCGGGCUAGCUAUAAUAGCUAAGUCUGCCCUUAACAAUGGAAUGAGUAAUUACUCGUUCGUUGUUUAUAGGCAAGCUGUGGCUGCCGUUGUCAUCUCUCCUUUCGCCUUUGUACUUGAAAGGAAGGUAAGGCCGCAAAUGACCCUCUCCAUUUUCAUCAAGAUACUAGGUCUUGGUUUGCUAGAGCCAGUAAUCGAUCAAAACCUCUACUAUGCGGGGAUGAAGUACACAACAGCUACCUUUGUUAGUGCAUUAAGCAACACCGUCCCAGCCCUAACGUUUCUAUUAGCUUGGAUGUUUAGGUUCGAAGUAGUGAAUAAGAAAGUUCCGAGCUUAGCGAAGGUCGGUGGAACGAUAGUGACGAUUGGAGGUGCAACAAUAAUGACUCUUGUAAAAGGUCCAGGGCUUAAUAUGCCAUGGAGUAACGGAAGUUACAAUCAUCAUGUUGUUAAAACUGUUUAUCAUCAAAAUCCUAUAAAGGGUGCAAUUAUGAUCACUUCUGGUUGUAUGGGUUGGGCAGGCUUUGUUAUUCUACAAGCUAUAACACUAAAAUCAUACCCGGCAGAAAUGUCCUUAACGGCACUGAUGUGUUUUGCGGGUGCAAUAGAAGGUACUAUUGUAGCAUUUGUUGCCGAACGAAACACUUCCAUUUGGGCGCUUGAUUGGGAUUCUAAGUUAUUUGCCUAUAUCUACAGUGGGGUUAUAUGUUCGGGAAUUGGAUUUUACUUACAAGGGAAAAUAAUGAAGGAAAAAGGACCGGUUUUUGUGACCGCUUUUAAUCCUUUAAGUAUGGUUAUCGUCGCCUUCCUUGGCUCCUUUGUUCUAGCUGAACAACUUACUUUGGGGAGGAUAGCCGGAGCAAUUGUAAUAGUUAUGGGUUUAUACAUAGUGAUAUGGGGGAAAAGCAAAGAUGAAAAAGAGCAAACUUUACCAAUUAUUGAAUCACCAGACUCCACAAUAAGCACAAUUACAGACAAUGCAAAUGUUGCUAAUGAUCUCGGUAUCAUUAAAGAGACUCCUAAUGAAGCUUAGAGGAUGAUUAAGAAUAAAAUUCGCGGCAUGACACCAUAAUUUUUGUGUAUUUUUUCCUUUCUUUAUACGUUUAGUAUACUUGCAGUUUUCGUAUUUGUCAGGAUCGAUAUAUGUUAUGUCACUAGUGAUAAAAAUUUUGUCAAACCAUAUCAAUAUUAAACUUAUUUGCUCACA